UUAAUGACUGAUUUUAAAUGCCCUUUUCUUAAUGUCUUUCAUUUUUUGUAAAGCACUUUGAAUUGCCUUGUGUUGAAAAGUGCUAUAUAAAUAAACUUGCCUUGCCUAAUAAAUGCCACCACAAACCCGAGCUGGAUGAAGUUGUCACCAGUGCUGUGGUGGUGUUCUCCAGCUCCCACAGUGACAGAAAUGUUGGAAAACAUUUUGAAAAUCUCCAAGGACUACUGACAAAUUCAGCGCAGUCAAACUUGGACGAUUCAACCAUUGUGGAAGACUGUGUGAAUGAUAUCGGACCUACGCCCUUCAAACAGCAUUUUGAGGACUUAAUAACCCAAACAGUUAUUGAGAAAUCUGGUGAUGACAACAUGUACUUCUGCCCGACUUUCAUCCCUUCCUUGCUUAAGUACUUUCUGCCCCUGGCUGGUCUGUGGUCUGGCCUACUCUUGGGUGACCUUGGACGCCAUGGAACAGGGACCAUUUAUCAGAAACUUUCCCAGAAGUACAAAAAUGCUGCAAAAAAACCCACACAGAAUUACACAGAGGACAACAAAACUCAAGGGAUAAUGGAAAAAAGCCAGUGGGACCUCAAAAAGAUCCGUUUUCAACGGAGACGUCUGACCAGGCUGGACGAUUUUGUACAUACAUACAAAGUCACCUUGAGCGCCCUGCUAAGGGAAUAUGGCGACUCUCUGAGGAGGGGGAAGAAGACCCAUCGUGCGGACAUGGAGCGAUGGAAACAAAGAAAGCAGAACAGGUCGAGGAGUUUAUGUGACACCCAUAAGCAAGCCUUUUGUUUUCAGACAGCACAAGAAGAAUCUCAUGCAGAAGACAAAAACAGCAAAAGCUCCAGCUCCACUACAAAAACAAGCGCCAGGUGAAACGGAAGCACAUAUUCCAUCACAGGAUCCACAAGACAAGGUCAAUCUUCAUCCACAUCAGACAUGACGGAGCUGAGGAUGCCGCACAGGGAGGUAAAGUGGAUGCUUCAUCAGAGCUUGUGGAAAAAAAAGGACACUGAGGUGGUGGUGUCUGUAGUCCCCACUCAAAUAAGAGGCAACAGUUUUACCAUCCGUCACUCUGACAUGCGGACCCUUAGACCACACCAGUGGCUGACAGGCGAGAUCAUCGAGUGUCUUUUCCAUAUACAUGCACAUAAAUGUGAACUGGGGACGAGGAUUUAUAUUAUCAACCAUUACUCAGCUGGUGUGAUCCUCUUUGGGAAAAGAGAAGAGGUCAUGAAGCACACUUUGUCAAAGAUACACUUCGACAGCUAUGGAGCCAUUGUGUCCUUUGUACAUGUGGACGGUGUACACUGGAAAUGUCUGUACAUCAAUGCUGAAGAAAGCACAGUGUAUUUAUCACUACCUGCACGCAACUCUGCAGAGCAGGCAGAGUCAGACAAUGCUGCAAACAAAUCCAGUGAUUACUUCAAAAUGAGGAGGACCUGCUGCAGUAAGACGGACUGGGUAGACAUAAAAUGGAAGAGAGGAGUAAUGAAACACCCAGUGCAGCAGGAGGGCAAUAGCUGUGGGGUAGUUGUCUGCAUGAUGGCAAAGGAGGUCAUGGAAGUGUUUCCUAAAACACCAACAAUGGCCUUUGGGACCACAAAAAAGGAGAUGGCGCAUCAAAGAAAAGUGUUGGCCAUGGAAAUACUGACAGCAUCAGUGUUUGACAAAGAAGUCAACUGUGCCAUGUGUGCCGGCAUAAAACCACCCGGCUCAAUGCCACAUCACACCCACACUGACUGGAUUCAGUGUGACAGCUGUUUCCGGUGGUGCCACACAGUGCCUGCAUAUGGACCAAAAGUCUCUUGAAGAGGCACAAGUUGGGGACUGGGUUUGCUCUCUGUGUGACAACAUGCGGUUGCUGUAUGUCCUAUAUUAACAACAAAAGGCACCGGCUGGGGACUGGGACUCCAGACUUUUCCAAAAAGCAGGGGAUGUGGUUGCUGUGAAAUAGUUUUCAUUUAUAUGCUCAAUUUGAUAUAUUUAGAAUAUAUAUUUGAGAUUUGUUUAACUAAGAAGUGACCGUUGAAUAAAUAUUGCAAAACAAA
Gymnodraco acuticeps is the source of this 2053-nucleotide messenger RNA. RefSeq lists its product as uncharacterized. Gene Ontology annotation, biological process: proteolysis. The transcript has 15 exons. NCBI's taxonomy places the organism in Eukaryota, Metazoa, Chordata, Actinopteri, Perciformes, Bathydraconidae. The record is from RefSeq and is a predicted model, not a curated record. Gene Ontology annotation, molecular function: cysteine-type peptidase activity. Bases 942 to 1814 code for a protein of 290 amino acids.